AAUAUUAUAAAGAAAAAAAGGAAAUGGGAGGGAAAUGGAAGUGAAAGAAGGUGAGAUGAUGAGAGGAGCAAGCCUUGUGUGAUUCCCCUGAUACCUUACCUCUUUCCCCUUUUAUCAAAACGCAGAAACUUCUUCGCGUUUUGUGUUCACCGGAACCUCACAUGAAGAGCGCAGCGCAUUCUACCGGAGUCUCGCCGCCGACGGAGGAGAUCGAAUGGGAGAUGCGUCCCGGCGGCAUGUUCGUACAGAGACGCGAAGCAGGUGACGAUGAUCAAAGCAAUGGACCUAUGAUCAAUAUCAGUGUUGCACAUGCUUCUUCUCAUCACGAAGUCUACCUCCCAGUUCAAUCAACUUUCUGGGAUGUUAAGAAACUGCUUGCACACAAAACUGGUUUAAAGCCUGAACAGCAAAGACUCUUCUUUAGAGGUAAAGAAAAGGAGAAUGAAGAGAAUUUGUAUAUGGAAGGUGUGAAGGACAAGUCAAAGCUUUUGCUUUUGGAAGAUGCUGCUAGCAAAGAGAGUAAUCUUGAGGAACUUAGAAAACACAAUGAAAUGCUAAAAGCUUCCGAAGCUGUUGCUGCAGUCAGAUCAGAGGUGGACAAACUUUGUGAGAGGGUGUUGGCCUUGGAGGUAGCUGUGGAUGGAGGGACCAAGGUUUCUGACAAAGAGUUUAUUGUGUCCACAGAAUUGCUUAUGAGGAAAUUGCUGGAGCUGGAUGGUAUUAAGGCUGAAGGUGAAGCGAAGCUGCAGAGAAAAGCUGAGGUGCGUCGUGUGCAGAACAUCGUUGAUACUUUAGAUUCUCUGAAGGCAAGAAACUCCAACCCUCCUAGCAAUAUUGGUAAAGCAGUCUCAGUAACAACCCAAUGGGAGACCUUUGGUUCUGGAAUGGGAAGCUUAAAUGCUCCAACCUCAUCAUCAUCUUCUGCACAUCUAACUCAAGAUUGGGAGCGGUAUGAUCAGCUCUGAAAUUGUUAUGUAAUAUUAAAUUAUAAAGCAUGUAAAAUACCAUAUUCUUGGACCUUUUUUUUUACAAGGCAUAUUCUUGGACCUUAAUUCUUCAUUUAAAGGUCCAAUUUUUUGUAGCUUGAUUAAGGCAGUAUCUAUAAACCCUUUGAAGAAUACAGAAAGGAAAAUAUUCUAGAUAUUCCUGCCCACAAAUCUGUUCAUGAAAUUAUGAAAGUUCAUUCACUGUCAGUAUUGAUCUGGCUUGAUGGUAUGCUAAGAUUUCAAAAUUUCA
Cicer arietinum (chickpea) is the source of this 1236-nucleotide messenger RNA. Its product is annotated as BAG family molecular chaperone regulator 4. Gene Ontology annotation, biological process: protein stabilization. NCBI's taxonomy places the organism in Eukaryota, Viridiplantae, Streptophyta, Magnoliopsida, Fabales, Fabaceae. Gene Ontology annotation, cellular component: cytoplasm. The record is from RefSeq and is a predicted model, not a curated record. Gene Ontology annotation, molecular function: adenyl-nucleotide exchange factor activity; protein-folding chaperone binding.